GAGCCGGUCCAAUCGAAGGUCAACUUUAGACCUUCACCAUUUCCCCCUUCCGGUCUCUUCGAGACAAAUCGCGGCCCCGGCCUGCAGAGUGCUGGUGUCCUGCGCCAUCCAACGCAUGAUCGCAACCAUACUAGUCGUCAGAGCGAUCGCAUGAGCACAGGCCCCGUCGAUAUAGCUGAGGCGUAA
Dibothriocephalus latus is the source of this 186-nucleotide messenger RNA. Lineage: Eukaryota; Metazoa; Platyhelminthes; Cestoda; Diphyllobothriidea; Diphyllobothriidae. The record is from the annotation of a GenBank genome assembly.